Messenger RNA from Cuscuta campestris, 1474 nucleotides. The record is from the annotation of a GenBank genome assembly. Lineage: Eukaryota; Viridiplantae; Streptophyta; Magnoliopsida; Solanales; Convolvulaceae.
CCAAGCUCAUUUGGAGGCAAUUUUUGGGGGAUUAUGGGCGACUUGGGAUGCUCUUUCAACACCUGAAAUUGGUUUUCCAAACCGGUUGAAGGAAGCUGCGAAUUAAGCAAAAAAUUUGGACUCGGAGUCACUGUUCACAAUGCAUGGAUUAGAUUUUGGCUACAGUUUUGCGUGAACUAGGUUGAACAAGCUGUAAAGUUGGAAGAUAGAAGCAGAUUGAUGAGGCUGCAGCUUCUAAAUAUGCAGAGAUUUAAAAUGGAUAUGGAAGACAUAAUUCAAUCAUUAGGUGGAGACCUUUGUCCAAUUGAAGCUGAAUUGGUGAAGGCAACCACUGACCAUCUCUUAACGAUCAUUGAGUUUGCCUCAAAUGAGAUAGAUAGAGUACUUGGCUCAAUUGUAGAAGCUACAUCCUGGACUAAAAUUGUUGAUACAACCCCAUCCACCACCACAAAGUGUCCAUCCAAGGUCAUAGCAGCUGACCGUAUAAGUACGACAUAGUCUACUAGGGAUACCCAGCUUCCCUUGAGGACUGAAGAUAUAUUGAAAAUGAAGGUGGAGGUGGUGACUACAAACUAUAGAUUGGAAGUAAAAGAAGGAAGCAACACAGGAACAUUCAAGAAGCAACACCUUAACUUCUUUGUUUGGAAAUGUCAUUGAAGUUCUGAGGAAAGCAUAGCUUUAACUGCUUCCCCCCGAUCAGAUUUUAGCUUUCCUAAUACUCCGUACUAAGAUGCAGAUCCAGAAGCCUUCAUUUUUCAAGAUCUUAUUGGGCGACUUUGCCACUGUUCUCCGUUUGCCGCCGCUGUUUGUGGAGGUUUACGGGGAGAGGCUAUCGCCGACGGUGUCUCUCGCCACCGGCGCAUCGCCGGAGAAAUCAUGGGCGGUGAAGGUCGAGAAGAGCGGCGAUCAUUGGGUGUUGGGAGAGGGUUGGUCGGAUUUUGUGAAGGGGAACCGUUUGGAAGCAGGGGAUUUCGCUGUUUUCGGGCUGAUGGAUAAUAUGUCUACCUUCAAGGUCUGGCUCUAUGACUGCACUUGCUGCGAUACGCAACUUUCUUCUUCUUCUUCGAGAUUCUUCUCCCCUGGUGGAUUUCCUGAUCCGGCCAUGGCUUCCGCUAUAGUGGACUAAAUGCAACCAGACUUUUAAACGGUGUGAGAAGACUGAUGUGCGCUUGUAACUGCUGGCGUCUUUGAAAAAGAGAGAAGGCUGACGUGUGCAGCUAAUUGCUAACGUCGAAGAAAAUUAUAGAAGAGAGAAGGGCGGUUUGAUUGAAGAUCCUUGAUAUUCUUUGUCCUUUUCUUGAAUUUGGGUAAUGUCAUGUUUCUUUUCUCAAUUGUGAGAGUCUUUUAUGGCUUUAUUUGAGGGAUGAGUUGUUGAGCUAUUCUUCCUCUUCCUCUAAUUUCCCUCGUGGCUUUGAUUUACUUUGGGUAGUUAUUGGUUCUAUAGAAGAGAAAACAGUAAAGUGCAUUGUUUACU